This is a messenger RNA of Lytechinus pictus (painted urchin), 9474 nucleotides long. RefSeq names its product kinesin-II 95 kDa subunit-like. The record is from RefSeq and is a predicted model, not a curated record. The transcript has 18 exons. Gene Ontology annotation, molecular function: microtubule binding; ATP binding; microtubule motor activity. Lineage: Eukaryota; Metazoa; Echinodermata; Echinoidea; Temnopleuroida; Toxopneustidae. The coding region runs from base 204 to 3311 and encodes 1035 amino acids. Gene Ontology annotation, cellular component: microtubule associated complex. Gene Ontology annotation, biological process: spindle elongation; mitotic spindle organization; microtubule-based movement.
ACACACACGUACGGUACUACGUAAUAAAUUGUGUGUAUAAAAAACGUGCGAUCAUCAUCAAGAGCGCUAUGUUUCAAAGUCAACAAUAUGGUUAACCUUCAGAAAGUUGUUUCUUUGACUUUGGAAAGAAGUUGUUUCAUGUGCAAUUUUCGUCAUUGUCUUCAUGGAUUCAUCGCAUUUACCUUGUGAUAUUUUACUGGAAUAUGCCAAACGAUUAUCAGCUCACGAUGGAUAUAAAUUUUGAUGAUUUUGACUAUGAUGAUUCGCCGGGUUCGGACAGUAACUUCAUUACCCCAGUUGAUACACCUCUGGGAACAGGGAAGAAAGGACAAUUCAAUUCGAGAUAUCAAAGUUUUUCGGGGUUAUCUCAUCAGUCAAGUCGGAGUACAUUAGUUUCAGCAUCAGAUUCCCAGCUUGACGAUGGAGAGAUAGAAGAUGGGGGUAGUGCAAACGUCAGUGUGGUUGUAAGAGUUCGGCCACUCAGUGAGCAGGAAACAAAAAGAGGAGAUCGUGAUGUGGUCCUUGUACAGAACCCACAAAGUCUAUUGGUGGAAGGAGAUAAAAACAAGCAAUUUACUUUUAACCAUGUGUUCAGUGGAGAAGCUACGCAGCAGGAUGUACUGGAUGAGUGUGGUAUGAAGAAACUGGUUGAUAUGGCCCUAGAAGGAUACAAUUGCACUGCUUUUGCCUAUGGCCAGACAGGGUCGGGAAAGACUUUCACUAUUACAGGGCCACAGAAAUCGGAUGGGCUACGUUAUCAGAAUACAACUGCUUGGGGUCUGAUUCAACACUCACUAGUUUACCUUUUUGAUAUGAUCAGACUAAGGCCAAAGGUUUCUUUUUUCAUCAAGACAUCUUAUUUAGAGAUCUACAAUGAACAGGUUAAAGAUCUUCUGAAUCUAACUGGUAAAGAUUCUUUGCCAGUGAGGUGGUCCAAGGAUAAAGGGUUUUAUGUUGAGAAUCUCUUUGUCAUGGAAUGUGAAACACUAGAUGACAUGAUAGCAGUACUUGAAGAAGGUUUGGGUCAAAAGGCAAUAGCAACAAACAAUGUAAAUGAGCAUUCUAGUAGAAGUCACACAAUUAUGUCCAUCUCUAUAGACUCAGAAUUGCCUGAUCCUGAUGAUAGUGAUUUAUAUAUAACCAAGCAUGGUAAGCUUAGCUUUGUUGAUCUGGCUGGUAGUGAGAAGGUUAAGGAGCUGGGCUCAUCUUCAGAAUUACUCUCUGAGACUACUAAUAUCAACAAGAGUCUUCUGACAUUAGGUAAUUGCAUCUCAUCACUGAGUGAUAAUAGAAAGCGAUCAGGUCAUAUCCCAUACCGAGAUAGCAAACUUACCAAACUAUUAGCUGACAGCUUAGGGGGUACAGGAAUUACACUUAUGAUUGCUUGUAUAUCACCAUCAUCUUACUGCCUCUCUGAAUCUAUCAACACAUUAAGAUACGCAGUCAGGGCACGCAGGAUCAAGAAUAAACCUGUUAUUCGAAUGGAUCCCAGGGAAAAGCUUAUCACAAGUUUAAAGCGGGAAGUGCGCCUGCUUCGAUCUGAAAACCAGUACCUGCGCCAAAGGCUUGAAUUCCCUGGUACCGCCCAGCCCUCCUUCAGACCUCGCCAAGAACCCAACAACAACCAAACCCAGGCCAUCCUAAGCAGGGAGGAAUCAUUGAAUGAUGGUGAUCUGACUCCGGUACCUAAUGGGAGGAUGGUAGAGGAGCCAAGGAUAGAGAGGACAGAGGCUCAGAUGGAGGGAUCUAAAGGGAGAGGAGGAGGUAGUAGAGGGAAGAAGGAUCCACCUCCUCCUCCUCCAGUGCAGCAGAGAGAUUCAGCUCAGCCCAAAUCAGCAGCUGAUAAUAGUUUGUAUGAGAUGCUUCAGGAGUACAUGGUUGAGAAUGAGACACUGAGAUCAGAGAAUUCAGACCUUAACUCAGUUAAAGAGAAGGCAAGAAGAGAACAGGACUCCGUUGCUAGAGAGAAUGACAGACUCCUCAAAAAGCUUGAAGAACUAGAACGGGUAUUCACUACAUCACCUUACUCCUUACCGAGCACCUUCAACUCCAGGACAUCUUCGGGCCAGUCCAUCGGUAUGCGGGGUAACAACCAGCCCUCCCCACUGGGUCCACUGCAACACUCACCACCCCUCAAGACCCAGCGCUCACCCCAGGGCCAGUCUAAUGGACUUGAUAAAAGACAGUCUGGGGGUAGUCCUUGGAGACAGCAAUUGGGUGAGCUACCUCCAGUGGACAGCAUUAAGGGCAUCCCGGAUAACUACCGGUCAUCUCAGCAACGUCCACCCAUCCAGAGGGAUGCCCCGCCCACUCAGCGGUCGUUCCCAUCCAUGUCUACCCAGCCACCUCACCAUCCCCCUCCAACCAACCACAGCUACCCCAGGGCACACACCAAUCAGUCAGGUCUGAGCAGUACACAUCCACCUAUUGGUCAUGGCCAUCCUUCUACUCAUCGAGGGUCCAAGAAAGGAAGUGAUAGCCGUGUCUCCAACACCAGCCAGAGCUACCCACCAGCUCCAGGUAGCCUGCAGGCCUCCUACACUGGCUCCAUGGGACCGCUCCAUGAGGAUCAUCAUCAGGCUCCACCUAACGUUGGUAAGAGGGAUACUUCCAUCUCUGUCAGGACCAGUCUCAGCAACCCUUCAGUCAUCAGCAAACCACAGUCUACCAAAGCAGAUAUCUACAUUCCUAGUGUGCCCUCUACUGGCUUAACUAAAGACUCUAGUCCUCUGAGAGACUCAUCAAAUCGUCAUGACCUCCAGACUAUUGAGGAGACCGGGGCCCAACCCCCUUCUACCUUCCGAAACCCACCUCCUCCCAAUGGCCAAGCCAAUAUGGGUGGAAGCCACAGCAAUGUUAGUCUCCGUAAACCCCCAAGCAAACCGGUCUCCACUGCCAAUACUGCAGCUACGGGGUACAGCAACAAGUCUAAGAAGAAUGCUUGGUCUGGUGCAGGGGGAAGUGGUACUGGUGGUGGAGGGGGAGGAGGUGGUGGUGGUGGUGGUGGUGGUGGUGGUCAGCCAAGUAAGACUGCUACAGCAGCAAGCAGUGUACCUAUCAACGUCAUUCCCAAGACGCCAGCCGUAACUCCACCAGCAGUCAAAUACAAACCUCAAGGUAGCAACAAGAUGUUAGCAGCUACUACCAACAAUUUAGAUAUCAACUACAAAGGACCAGACUCUGAUUCAUUGAAGGACCUGAAUCAGAAGUUGAGGGAAGAACUCCAAGCAUUGGAUGGUGAAAUAGAGUACAUGAAGUAUGUAAAUAAGAACAAACCAAAUGCCCCCGCAGGGAAAGGAAAAAGGAGAUAGCAUCAGAGGAUAUUUUAGUGAGAAUUGUCAAAGACUGCGCUCAAUUCUUCUUCAGAGAAUGUGAUGUACUUAUAUGCUGCAAGCCAUGAAGGAGAGGUCGCUUUCUUGAAGUUGGAAGUGCCCAAGCAUUGCCAGGGAUGUGGAAAUACAUGAAGAGGACAUUUUAGAGACUGCAUUAAGAGCUUCCCAAUGAUGACGUCAAAGUUUGGGCCUAUCCAAUGUGCUGCAUACUGGGAGAAGAUAAUGAAAAUUGUGACUUCUUAUAAUGCUCAUGUCGGCUAUUGUUCUCUAGGGGUUCUGCAAUUACUACUCUGACUUAUACAUAGCUACCAAUAAGGUGCUUUUAUAGUAUUUCAAGUAGUAAGUCCUGCCUGGCACCCAGUCACCUCACCUGGGUUGAGUCUGGCAAAUGUCCACUAGACCAUCUUUGAAAGAGAUUGCAUUCCAACUGAAUGAAUUUCAACUGUGAAUAUCAACAAUGUGCUAGAAGAAAUUCAUCCAUAUCUGCUUUGGGGGAUGUGAGAAUGUAGUGUGUCUUGAAUAUGCAUUUUCCCUCACAUGAUUCCAGAAUUGUUGCAAAAAUAGAACCACUACCAUGCACUGUUGCUGAAAUAAGCUUAGAGGUAACAGACCUGAUAUGUAAAAAUGAAAGUUUGCAAAUUCAGGAGAAAUGAGACAAGAUAAUUCACUGAUUAUAAUUACAAAUGUGUGCUACACCUUCAUCUUUUGCAUCAAAAAGGAGCAAUUCAUAUCAUAGUCCAGAAAUGAAAUGAUAUGAUUUAAUUUUUUUUCAUCUCAAUUCUCAUAUUCAAUAAGCAUAUUCUUUGGAAUUGGGGAUAACUAAAAUUUUAUAAGUUAAGCUCUAGUAGGGCUAUUUUAUGAAACAAGGUUCAUUUUCUUGUAAUAAGGGAGACAUAUCUCGUACUCAUUUAUACCAGGCCUCCACUGUGGUUGAUAAUAUUCAUGCAGAUGUUUAUGUCUCCUUGUUUCAAGAAUGAAAUGUGGAAUUUGAAUCUACUACGUCUGUUUUUAGACAUAUUAUUUAAAAAUAAUACAGGUGCCUCAGCGGGCAAAAUUGUUAUGUUUUUCCUAAUUUUUAUCUUUAGUGGUAUUACUUUAAUGAAUUUACAAAAAGGAUUUUCCUCUUCAAAUUAGGAACAAUUUAUAUCUACAUGUAAAAACUGGUGUUAUAGUGAGCAAAUUCGCAUUUUGCUGAUUUAUAAUUCAUACAUGUGCAAUGCUGUAUUGUUAGAAAACCGUCCAAUAUAGAGCAGAAUUCAAGAAAGUGCUGUGUGUAUUUUGUUAUUGUAGGUAACUUCUGCUAUAUAUAUGUAUUUUUUUGUUUCAUCUGUGCAUUAUACACUUUUUCAUCACUCUUUGAUCCCUUUUCCCCUUGAAAUAGUAAAACCUUGAUUAGUUCCGUCCAUCAUUGCUCUUUGGAAUGUACAUCUAUGUCUUUCAUCCCAUUCAUAUAUAUGCUACAGAAUAGAGGUUUAGAUACAAAUCUUUUCCUGUAUACGUACAUGUACAUGUAGCUAUUUUAAAUAUAACUUGUUUUAUAUUAAUUUGCAUUGUAUCAUCUUGAGCUAUAAGUAGUAUAAGAUAAUGAUUACUUAACAUUACAUUUUAAUAAUAUUGCUUAAUUCAUUCAUUUCAUAAUACUCAACCAUUAUUGUUAUGCCACUCCUUUGAAUAAAUCUAGAUAUUAGAAGUAGCCCCUAUGGAGAGGCAACUUCACUGGCAGCUUUAAACUCUUUAGGCUAACAAAUUUGUACACUUUAUGAAGUGCUGAAAAUAAUUGUAGACCUGUUAAAUUCACUUUUUAUGUGAUUCAAAUGAAUGAGUAGGAACAAUAACAAAUCCACAUUUUAAGAGAUUUUAUUUUGCAAAAAUAUAUACUCCAAUAACUUGCAAAUUAAUGGCGAUGAGAGUAUGCACUAUUUUGGAUAAUGAAAGUUUAAUUAGAACAUACUGACUGGUAUCUGUGCUAAAUCAAAUCUGUUGAAACCACAGAAAUCUGUUCAACUGUAAAAUUAAAUUGUGUUUUGUGUAAUCUGGGUCCUGUUUCAUAUACACUUGUUAUAAUAAGUGCACAAUUUAUAUUUAUAACAAGCUUACUGUUAGCCAAUUGAAUCAAAUGAUUUCAGUAGAUUUCAUCUGUUAUUACACAUUUGUUAUUGUAACAAGUUUUGUGAGACAGACCCCGGGUCUGAAAAUUACUUGACUUCUAAAAAAGGCAAAUAUUUGACACCUUUUAUUAGAAUGAUAAGGGAUAAAAUACAGUAACGUGCAUUUAGGAGUAGAAAAGACACCUGCUUGUGACUUUUUUAAGGGGGGGGGGGGGUAGGUUCAUUAUCUUACCAAAGAACACAAGAAAUAUAUUAUGAUUUAUACUUGUUCUUGUCUGGUUUGGAUUAGAGCUUCCCCUUCCACUCAAAUGUAUUGCGUAUUUGUUGAGGGUGUUAUGUAUGUGUACCCAUGAAGAAUUUUAUUGAUAAGAAAAUUGAAAGAAUAGAUAGAAUACAUAUAGAAAGAAUAUUUAAAUAUACACAUGUAUCAAGUUAAAUUCUAUAAGCCAGUUCGUAGUUCCAUUCUGCGCAUGAUCAGAAGAUUCUGCGCAUGAUCAGAGAAAGGUCGUUUGUACUAAAGUGGCAUGGUGGUUUAAAAUUUAAUGAGAUAAGCACCAACUUUGGUGUCUUGAUUAUUCAUAUAUCUUUUCAAUUGUGUUUUUCAUUGGCAUCCACAAAGAACAAAAAUGCGUCCACGACUGGUAUUUCACUGCAGUUUGCCAAGUACAUUGUGCAACAUGCUAUAAUAUGCAUUCAAAGUAGAAAUGCAACAAAUACCUUCAUGGAGUCUUCAAUAGUGUGCUAUUCUAGUCACCUGGUAUAAUUCAAUUUCUUCAUCCUGCUAUGUAAGGCAUGCAUAUGUUAUAUCCUGCUUUGAAAUCUGCCUAUCAUAAUGAAAUAAAUGAAAGGUCAUUUGACCAAAAUUGUCCCUGAUGUAACUACGAACUGGUCUAUUGCGCACUGUAUUGAUAAUAGAUUCCACAUAAUAAUGAGGAUAUUUUAAUUUGAUAUCUAUUGUAUUAUGUUAUUAUGAAAUUAACAAAGGUUUAUAUAAGUUGUAUAUAGCAGUAUCUAUUGCCGAGCAUUAAAAGUAAUGGGAUUUUGUAAAGGUUAUGAUCCAGAACAAGCUCACACUUUCAAUUUGCUGCUACAUUUAUAUAUAUGUUUUGCCAUAGCCAUGAUAAUUUUUCUGAAAUAUUGUAUUUCCAAAUUUAUUGCCUGCCACCUAAAAACACAAGGAGAGCCAAUGCUAUCAAUAAUUUGAGGAUAACAGAGUAUUCUGAGUUACUGUUCCAUUAAAAAGUGUAAUAUUAAAAGUAAGUGAAAUAAACAUGUACGUUAUAUUCCAUCAAAUACAUAGUCAUCUAUAUUGCUAUCUAUAUGUUUUAUGCACUAUAGAUCAAUAAUUGAUAUAGAUUGAUAAUGCCUACAUGUGGAUGUGUAUCAUUACGAUCAGUGCUAAGCGUAUCUUUCAUUCCAUUUCAUAUACAGUCCGACCUCUCUUAUCCGGACACGUUGGGACUAGCACCAAUCCGGAUAAGGGAUUUAUCCGGAUCUGGGAGACCCAAUAUUAAAUACACGCAGCUGCGCUGCUGGCUGCCUCCCCAGGCCAACGGCGAUAGCUACACGUUAUCCAUUGUAGUGGGCAUACAAGACAGUAUUCACUGCAGUGUCAGUGCAAAUUAUAGGUGGUAUUUUUACGGAAAUGAAAUCGAUCGAUGGCCAAAACUGUUGGAUAAUUUACAUGCUAAAAUUAUUGAGGUAUACAUCGAAAGAAAGAGAAUGACUCGAUAAAACUAAGUUUUACAAUUAGAUCAUUGUGGCGGGUAUCGCAGCUUCGCAAUGUCAGCCAUUGUUACACUGACUGUCGGCUCAAACAUGAUAGAUGGCACUGUCCGUAUUGAGGCAUUACGUUUAGCGAGACAUGUGUUGUUUUUCUCUGGAAGCAAAAAGAGAAACAUGAUGAAAUGUUUCCGCUGCGCCCUGAUUUACUGGAAAUUAUCAUGCCUAAGUUCUUUCGGUGAUUUGGGUGAGAUAUUUUCAUGAAAAAUAAUUUUGUUGUAGGUAGACUAUAUUGGAAAAUAUAUGUAACCAAAGUGAGUCUGCAUAUAGAAUUGAGUUUAGAUUGAAAUCUCAUUUCCUCACGUACUAGGUUGAAGAAAAAAAAAUUCGGCAAGUGUGCGUUCGGAUAAUAGAUCCGGAUAAGGGGAGGCCGGAUAAGAGAGGUCGGACUGUACCUCUUAUUUGUAUGAGUAAAUCUAUCACAUCAAUGUAAAUUAUUAUGCUCAUUUAUUUUUUUGUAACACUAAUAUUGAAAGAAUGGCAAGGUCAUAGCAGAUAUCUUCAUUCACAAUUACAUACGAAACAUUGCUACACAAAAGUUUUAUAAGUAGGUGUUACUUCAGAUACUGCAAAUAUAAAACAGGUUGAAUUAUAUAGCAUAAGUUGUGAAAAGUUAAGUUGAUCUUUAGCUAUUUUGACUUUUACCACUAAUGUCAACAUUGUCUCACACUACUAUGGCUAAAAGUUUUGGACCACCAAUUUGGUCAAAUUUUCAUCCAGUUUAAAGGUCAAGUCCACCUCAAUGAAGAUUUGAAUCAAUAGAGACAAUCAAAUGAGUAAGCACUAAAAAUUUCUCUGAAACCCAUUUUGAAAUAGGAUAGAUAUGUCCGUGACGUUUAAACAUUCUAUUUGCACAAGACGGUGAUAUGCUCAUCAUGGGGUGUAUGUGAACGAGGGAACCGAUUUCUAAUGUACUUUAUUACAUGCAAUAUCAAACAUAUAAAUUCUUUCCUCCAAUGAUAAAUUUGGAGGAUUUCUGCAUGAACUAUUUAAAAUCAUCAGAAGUUAUCAUUUGGUUGAGAUCCACUAUAUUUCCUGUUAUAAAAUACAAAGGAACUGUGUGUGUGACAUUAUUGGCCCCACAUUUGGAUACUGAGUGGGAUGUUCAUAUCACAAAUUUGAGAAAAUACCCAGUAAGCAAAAUUUAAAAUGUGUUAACCUAUUUUUAACGAUUUGAGUAGACUUUAAGUGCUAUUUCCAUGUGAUUUUCCACUACCUAUUCAAAUCAACUUGCUGUUUGUUUGGACUUGGUCUGUGAAAAUUGUAACUGUAUUCUCUAUGUACUGAAAUGCCAAAUUAAAUGAUGUAAAAAAGGUUGAUUAUUUAUUGGAAUUGUCCCACAUGCAUUCAACUAAGUGGAACUUGGAGUCUCCAAAGCAGUUAUGUGUAUAUAUCUGAAUGAAUUUUUAAAAAUUAUUCAAUAAAAUUUCAAUAGCCAGUCUUCCGGAGGAGAAUGAGAAAUGGCAGUCUUUUGUCCCAAUUCAGCCAUAACCCGAGAAUUUAAAUGUGAUAGACUAUUUUUGUAUAAAAAAAAGAAGCUAAUUUUGCUGAUGCUUAUAACACGUACCACUUAAUAUCCAAUAUGGAAAAGGCUGAAUACAUUUCACAUAUCACUCUAGUUUAUGUAGGUAGGCUCUUGAUGUCGGUGCCUAUUCAUUGAUUGCAUAUUAUGGGUAAUGCAAUCAAUACAAAUAAAUAAGCACUAAUACUAUUAUGUCUAUUAUUCAGGUAGUUGCUGUUUUUGCUUUGUCUGAAUUAUGUUAUGUUUGGGUUUUUGUGCAGUUCUUCUGAUUUGUCAAGUUUCCAUUAAAAUCUCAUUGUUUUUUAACUAUAUAAAUUUUCAUUCAUCUUAAUUUUUGAAAGCAAGCUAGAUAGCUCUUUGUGCAAUUUGAACCAAAUGAGCUUUACUAAACAAAAUAUGAAUACCAUAGUUUGUUUAUAGGUAACAAAUAUAGUACAUCUAUUAAAAUUUGUAUAUUUUUAUCAUAAUUUGAGUCAUUCCUAUCAUUUUUGUACAUGUACUUCUGUGAUGAAUAUUUACAUGUACAUCAUGUAUGUGCAGUGUUGAAAUAUACCAAUAACAAUGUAAAAUAUGUACAUACAGAGUGAAACAAGAUAUUUAUAUAUUUAUAUUUUGAAUUUGUUGGAGAAACAAAUGCAAGUGUGUAUAGUUUGACAUGUACGUGUAAUGUAGAUAGGAAUAUUUUCUCAGAACACUAAAUAAAUGGCUUGCCAAAGGAAAAAAAAUACAU